AUGAGAAACAGAACUUCACCCUCUGACUUUAUACUGCUGGGGCUUUUGCUGAAGAGUGAGAUUACAGGGAUUGUGUUUACAGUUAUCUUUGUUAUUUUUGUGGUGGCAGUAAUGGCAAAUUUGGUCAUGAUAUUCCUGAUUCAGGUGGACUCCCGCCUUCAUACCCCCAUGUACUUUCUCCUCAACCAACUGUCUAUAAUGGACACCCUUUUCAUUUGUACCACUGUUCCAAAGCUCCUGGUGGACAUGGUUUCUAAAGAGAAGACCAUUUCCUUUGUGGGCUGUGGCCUCCAGAUCUUUCUCUACUCGACCACAAUUGGCUCAGAGUUCUUCCUGCUCGGCCUCAUGGCCUAUGACCGCUACGUGGCUGUCUGCAAACCUCUUAGGUAUCCAGUUCUGAUGAACCGCAAGGUGUGUCUUUUGCUGGCUGCUGGUGCCUGGUUUGGUGGCUCACUUGAUGGCUUCUUACUCACCCCUAUCACUAUGAAUAUCCCUUAUUGUAGUUCCCUCAGUAUUAACCACUUUUUCUGUGAGAUCCCUGCAGUUCUCAGACUGGCCUGCACUGACACAUCCUUAUAUGAAGCACUGAUGAACAUCUGCUGUGUGCUUAUGUUGCUCAUUCCCGUCUCCAUUAUCUCUAUUUCCUACUCGCUAAUCUUGUUGGCAGUCCAUCGCAUGCACUCUGCUGAGGGCCGCAAAAAGGCCUUUACCACUUGUUCAUCCCAUUUGACUGCAGUCAGCAUUCUCUAUGGGGCUGCCUUCUACACUUAUGUGGUGCCACAGUCAUUCCACACACCAGAGAAGGACAAGGUGGUGUCUACCUUCUACACCAUAGUCUCACCUAUGCUAAACCCUCUCAUCUAUAGCCUCAGAAACAAGGACGUCAUGGGGGCAUUUAAAAGGAUACUUACACAUUGCUCUUCUCAGAGGGUAGUAGCAAGCAUUGCUUAG
Castor canadensis (American beaver) is the source of this 951-nucleotide messenger RNA. Its product is annotated as olfactory receptor 2T11. The record is from RefSeq and is a predicted model, not a curated record. Gene Ontology annotation, molecular function: olfactory receptor activity; G protein-coupled receptor activity. Gene Ontology annotation, cellular component: membrane. Lineage: Eukaryota; Metazoa; Chordata; Mammalia; Rodentia; Castoridae. Gene Ontology annotation, biological process: G protein-coupled receptor signaling pathway.